Molecule: messenger RNA, 2725 nt
Organism: Drosophila montana
Lineage: Eukaryota; Metazoa; Arthropoda; Insecta; Diptera; Drosophilidae
Gene: ND-51L1
Product: NADH dehydrogenase (ubiquinone) 51 kDa subunit-like 1
Exons: 1
Coding region: 113-2659 (848 amino acids)
Biological process (GO): mitochondrial electron transport, NADH to ubiquinone
Molecular function (GO): NAD binding; NADH dehydrogenase (ubiquinone) activity; FMN binding
Source: RefSeq, a predicted model, not a curated record
AUAUAUAUAUUUCAUUUAGUAGACUCCUGCUUUUCUUAUCACAAGUAAAAAGUGUAAUAAAAAUAAAACAAUUUGAAUUGAAACGUUGGCAUAAAGAAGAAAUAGAACGACAAUGAUUGCGUUGCUGUUGCGUAAGCAAUUUCUCGCUGGUUGCAAGAAACCUUUUGCAUUACCAUAUUUGCGACUUACACUGACGAAUGUCAAAACAGCGUCUGGCAACGACAUCUAUGGGCACGAUAAAUUGAAGGAUCCGCAACAAGAAGUGGAACUGGCAGCAAUACGCAAAAAGGUCAACGAUGGUAGAGCCGUGAGCCUAGCUUCGGCAUUGUUCGGAUACCCGGCCGAUCAUCGUAAAGGUGCACCAUUGGGCAACAUAUCCGUGAUAAUGCUUCCCGCAAAGAUGACGCAAAUCAUGACAAUGUCUACCAAGGGCGACGACAGUUGUAAGGACGAUGCCAGUAAGCAUACUUCUGAUACGGGAAAGAAGAAAAAACGCAAACCAAACGAUCCGCUUCAAAAGAAGCCAGAUGAGUCGUCUGAGCAGAAGGAUAGCAUAACUUCAAAAUACUGUUCGGAAAAGCUGCCUACCGUGGAUUCAUUGUCGAGCGCAGAACACGGUGAAAACAGAAAAUCCAAGAUGCGUGCGUUAAUCAUAGAGAAAUAUGAAGCCGUUCGGAUAAUCAAGCAAGCUACCGUUGAAAAGAAGGAAACAAUAGUUAAAUUAAAAGAGCUAACGAGCUUUCCAAUAUUAACUGCUGAGCACGACCCAAAGAAAUUUCCUGUAAACGAGCGAUUAGCUGAAACCGAAGAUAGCGAAGUAGCCAAAGUGCUGGAAGAAGCCAAGAAAGAAGCUGCUAAAACCAAACAAUUGCCCACCUCGGAUCAAUCUCUGCGCGUUGCCCAAAAGAAUCGGAAAUCGGAAUCAAAGAACGAAGAAGAUAAGAGAAGCUGUAAAACCAAAGCCGACAAGAAAAAACCAGAAGGAGAUAAGCUCUCCGGACCUGCACCUGCACCCCCAACAGUAUCUAAAAAAUGCUUUUCCACAUUCGGACAGACUACUUCUAGUUCAGACCUAACUAAGUCAUAUAACAUUAAUCCCGUGCUGGUAUCAGGAGUUACCGAAAAGAAGAAGCCUUCUGGUGGCUUAGCUUUUGAUACUGGAAAAUCAAAACCACCAGGACCACCACCUGGGUCAAGUGGAACUAAGCCUCCGCCUGCGGCUAAAACGCCACCAGGUCCUGCAAAUGCUAAGCCACCAGGUCCACCGCCUCCCCCUAAGGGGGCGCCUAAGGGUCCUCCCCCGGGCACACCGCCACCCCAAACCAAAACCACUUUUGGUCCACUGCAAGAUGCGGACCGAAUUUUCACGAAUCUGUACGGUCGUCACGACUGGCGCCUAAAGGCGGCCAUGAAACGGGGCGACUGGUACAAGACCAAAGAAAUAAUCGAGAAGGGUUCACCCUGGAUCAUCAAUGAGCUUAAAACGUCCGGGUUGCGUGGACGAGGAGGGGCAGGUUUUCCCACCGGUCUCAAGUAUUCCUUUAUGAACAAGCCACCCGACGGGCGACCCAAGUUUCUGGUCGUAAAUGGCGAUGAGGGCGAGCCAGGCACUUGCAAGGAUCGAGAAAUACUGCGCCAUGAUCCGCAUAAGCUAGUGGAGGGAUGUCUUGUGGCUGGCUGCGCCAUGGGUGCCAAUACAGGGUAUAUCUAUGUGCGCGGCGAGUUCUUCAAUGAGACUUGCAAUCUACAGUACGCCAUUGUUGAGGCCUACAAGGCUGGGUUUCUGGGCAAGAACGCCUGUGGAUCUGGCUUUGAUUACGACCUCUACGUGCAGCGCGGCGCUGGAGCCUAUGUGUGUGGUGAGGAGACCUCGCUUAUCGAGUCCCUGGAGGGCAAGGCUGGCAAGCCACGUAGCAAGCCGCCCUUUCCGGCGGACAUUGGUGUCUUUGGCUGCCCAUCGACAGUUACCAACGUGGAGACGGUGGCUGUUACGCCCACGAUUUGCAGGCGCGGCGGCAAAUGGUUCGCCAGCUUUGGACGCACUCGCAACUCGGGCACCAAGCUGUUUAACAUCUCGGGACACGUGGAGCGGCCCUGCACAGUGGAAGAAGAAAUGUCGAUGCCCACACGCGAGAUCAUAGAACGACAUGCGGGCGGUGUAUCGGGCGGCUGGGAAGAUUUGCUUGCCAUUAUACCCGGCGGCUCUUCAACGCCCUGUAUUCCCAAGGAAGACGCAUCGAAGGCCAUACACGACUACGACGGUCUGAUGGCCGUUCGCUCCUCCAUGGGCACCGGCGCCAUCAUUGUGAUGAGCAAGAAGACGGACAUUAUUAAGGCCAUUGCACGUCUCUCGGCCUUCUACAAACAUGAGAGCUGCGGCCAAUGCACGCCCUGUCGCGAGGGCCUGCACUGGGUGCACCUCAUCAUGCAGCGCUUUGUUACCGGCCAGGCGCAGCCCAGCGAGAUCGACAUGCUCUGGGAGAUAACCAAACAAAUCGAGGGGCACACCAUAUGUGCUCUGGGCGACGGCGCUGCCUGGCCGCCACAGGGACUCAUUCGCCAUUUCCGACCACUUAUCGAGGAGCGCAUGCGAGAGCGUGCGGCAUGCGACAAGGCGGCAGCCGCCGUCGCCGCUGCCUCCGGCAAACCGUCCUCAUAAGUGUUAAUGAUGUUUAUUUGCAAUAAAAACAGUGGCGCAAAACCUUUUGUAUGCCGCUCAACUUCA